UAACUGUUAUUCAUUAAUUUAUUGAUAGGAAGAGGUGUGUUUGCAUUGGAGCCCAUUCAUAAAGGUUCAUUCGUUUUGGAGUACAGAGGAGUUUUGAAGACGACUGAUAAGACUACAGCGUGGAAUGAGUAUACAUACGUCUUCAAACACAAAGGAACGGAACAUUGCAUUGAUGCUUCAAGUGAAGAUGGGACACUUGGCAGACUCGUGAAUGAUGCUGAAAAACCAAAUGCAAAAAUGAAAAAAAUAGAGGUGGAUGGUGUACCCAGUCUGUGUUUGUUUGCCAUUGUUGACAUUGAGGAAGGGCAAGAAAUAACCUAUGACUACGGAGGAGAAAACCUGCCAUGGCGUUCUUCCCAAAGGCAUCAAAUAUCCAAGCCUAUGGCUCCAAGUACAGUAGAGAAACCUGUUCUCCACACACCAGUCGUCUCUCCAUCUACAGGCGACAUACCAUUCCUUUCCUCCACUGUGCUCCCUGAAGAGCAGCAAGCCAAGAGGCCAGGGGGUUGCAAUGAUGAUUUUGAAGAACAGAGAGGAAGGAAGAGAAGAAAGCAAGAUAAUUCAGGAGGAAUGAGGAAGAGAGAGAUGGAUUGCAAGAAACAUCGUGUUGUGAAAGAGAACUUGGGCUCAUUUGAAAAAUGCUCACUUUGCCGUGGGCCAUUUUCUUCAUUGAAGUGGUGGGGGCUAAGAUGUGAAGUUUGCACCACUGUCUGGCAUACAUACUGCUUUCACUCCAAAGACAAAAGACAAAAGACUUUGCCUAUGGCUCCAUGUACAGUAGAGAAACCUGUUCUCCACACACCAGCCGUCUCUCCAUCUACAGACCACUCAACUGUCGUCUCUCCAUCUACAGACCACUCAACUGUCGUCUCUCCAUCUACAGACCACUCAACUGUCGUCUCUCCAUCUACAGACCACACACCAGUUGUCUCUCCAUCUGCAGACCACUCACCAGUUGUCUCUCCAUCUGCAGACCACUCACCAGUCGUCUCUCUAUCUGCAGGCAACACACCAUUUCUCUCCUCUACAGUGCUCCCUGAAGAGAAUAAAAGUGACUUCAGUGAAGAGGAGCUAUCGGAUGAUGUAUCUGAUCCAGAAUACGUUCCAGGCUCAGAAAGUGACACAGAGGAUGAGGAACCAAUAAACAGCUUGGCAAACCCAACAUUACAGGUCGCUGAAGAAUCACUAAUGGAUACCUCUAUGAACUGUAAUGUCACAGAUGACACCCCUAACACUGGACAAUCUUGCACCAACACAGUACCUUCAACCAGUGUUGUAAAAGCAGGACAAAAUUUCUGCUUCAUUUGCAAGGAUUUUCAUUUCAAAAUAGCGCGGCAUUAUAAAACUCACAUAAAAGAGAAUUCUGAUGUUGCAUAUGCCCUUAGUCUCCCAGCAAGCUCAACAACUAGGAAGAAGCUUCUAGAGAAUCUUCGCAACAGGGGAAACUUUGAGUAUAACAGAGAUGUGCUGAAAAAAGGAAGUGGUCAGCUCAAAGUGAAGCGCAGAGCCAAGAAGGUUGAAUGCAAAAAAUAUGAAUAUUGUAUCCAUUGUAAGGGUAUGUUUUUGCGACCAGAACUAUGGAGACAUAUGAAAAGGUGCUCCUCCAAACCAGAGGAACAGGAUCAUCAAGGAAGAAAAAGAGUGCUCGGCCUAGCAUCUGCAAUCCAGUCAGCAUGUUCAAGCACAGUUGAUGAUGGGGUGCUUAAAAUGUUAAGCCAUAUGCAUGACGAUGUCAUUGCAAGUGUUAUUCGUAAUGACUUCUGCCUUCUUCGGUAUGCUGACACCCUUUUCGCAAAACAUGGACAUGACCCUUCAAAACAUGACUAUAUCCGCCAAAAAAUCCGUCAGCUGGGAAGAUUCCUGCAAACCAUUCGCAAAAGGUCUUUAAUCCUAACCUUAGAGGAUGCCAUAAAACCAGGUAAUUUCAUGGAAGUAAUUGAAGCAGUAAAAGAAACAGCAGGAUUUGAUAAAGAAAAGAACUGUUACAAAACUCCAAGCCUUGCACUUAAAAUUGGACACUCACUGUUGAAAGUGAGUGACAUCAUUCAUUGUCAUGCUCUUAUGGCUGGAGAUGACAACUUGAUUAAAUCCUCAAAGGCGUUUCAGAAGCUUUAUACUGCAAAGUGGUCGGAGUACAUAUCCCACUGUGCCUUAAGCACCAUUAGUGACCUGAAAUAUAACAAAACAGCCAAAUUACCGCUCACUGAUGAUGUAACGAAAUUUAACAAGCAUCUUGACAAAACUGUUGAAUCAGCAACUGCUGCAUUAAAGAAGGAGACAACAGUGCAGAACUACUCCAGCCUUGCAAAAGCCGCAUUGACCAAGAUUGUCCUUUUCAAUAGAAGACGUGUUGGGGAGGUCUCAAAGAUGAAACUGAGACACUUUCUGGAAAGAAACAAAGAAACAAACACCCUUGAUGAAUUGGGGCUGUCAGAGUGUGAAAAGAAACUCUGCAACUAUUUUGAGCGUGUUGAACUAAAAGGAAAAAGGGAUAGAAAGGUAGCAGUGCUGCUGACACCUAAGAUGGUAAAUGGACUCAACAUUAUGAUUGAGAAGAGGAAAGAAUGUGGUGUCCCAGACCAAAAUGAAUACUUGUUUGCUGUACCAAAUUGUCUGACUUACUACAGAGGACAUCAGUGUCUCAGACAGCUCGCAGAUGAGUGUGGUGCCAAGAGGCCAGAGUAUCUACGAUCAACUCAACUGCGCAAAGACAUAGCGACCACAUCACAAAUCCUGAACUUGAAGAGCAAUGAACUAGAUCAGCUUGCUGAUUUUAUGGGGCACGAUAUAUCAGUACAUAGACAGUUCUACCGUCUGUCAGAGCCUACCAUACAGAGUGCCAAAAUUCCAA
Messenger RNA from Etheostoma spectabile (orangethroat darter), 2851 nucleotides. RefSeq lists its product as uncharacterized. The annotation marks the transcript as partial. The record is from RefSeq and is a predicted model, not a curated record. The transcript is spliced from 9 exons. Lineage: Eukaryota; Metazoa; Chordata; Actinopteri; Perciformes; Percidae.